Messenger RNA from Styela clava, 2448 nucleotides. The record is from RefSeq and is a predicted model, not a curated record. NCBI's taxonomy places the organism in Eukaryota, Metazoa, Chordata, Ascidiacea, Stolidobranchia, Styelidae.
CAAACAUUCUAUUACAGCUCAAUUUAAUAUUAUAAAUACUGUAAAUCUUCAAACUGUGUGGAUGAGAGCUACCUCUCACAAUCUAUUUGUAUUUGGUUAAAUUUUAUCAAAAUAUUAAUGUCACCCCGACUUCAUGUUUCGUAAAUUUGCUUCUGGUAUAGUUUGGAGUACACUGGGAACUAAGAAUAUGGCAAAUUUGUCAAAUAACAACUCAUGGAAAGAAGGAAUUUUAAGAAAACGAAAAGGCAGAACUCCUGAUAAAAUUAAAAGAUUUAAAAGCAGUGCCCUCAGAAGUUCAUCCAUCGAAGGGAAAAAACAAUGUGAAAAAAGAUUUUUGACUGAACCAACUUCUUAUUUUGCAUCGAAACGAUUGAGACUCUUGUCAAUUCAAAGCGCAAACCUUGCUCUUGCGAACUGCAGGAUCUUAGCAAAACCAGAGCAUAGUGAUGGGAAAAAUUCAUCUUUGUCAAAUAUACUUGUUGCACUUGAUUGUGAAAUGGUUGAAUGUCAAGGUGUCACUAAUUCACUGGCUCGUUGCUCAAUUAUUAACUACGAUGGACAAACUGUACUUGAUUUGUUUGUAAAGCAAACUUUAAGAGUCGUUGACUAUCGAACUCCUCAUAGUGGAAUGACUAAAAAACUACUGAAUAGUGACACUUGCGUUACCUUCCUAGAAGCACAGAAACAAGUUAAAAAAGCCAUUGAAGGGAAACUUCUUGUUGGACAUAGUAUUCAUAACGAUCUCACUGCUUUAGAGAUGAGUCAUCCGAAACAACAUACAAUUGAUAUUGGUUAUGGUUCUGCAAGAAAAUUAAUCGACCAAUACAGAGAAAAAUACUCAUUAUGUUUAAAUAGAUCUUCUUUGAAAUUUUUUGCAAAACAGUUGCUCGAUCGAAAAAUACAACACAAUCGCCAUUGUUCUGUAGAAGAUGCAACUGCCACGUUGGAUAUUUUCAAAUUAGUUGAAAAUGAGUGGCUCGCAACUCAUAGGGGUGUUCUUGAUAGUUCGAUUUUACAAGAAGAUUCAUAUUUUGAAGAUAAAUAUUGGCCGAGCCAUAUCAUGAAUGAAUGAUAGGUUAUUGUUAACACUACAAAUUAAUAAAUUCCAUAUUCACUUGAAGUUUAUUAAGGUCAUAUUUAGUAUAAUUUUACAUCAAUUCAUUCGUUUUAAAAUUGGUAUUCACUCAUUUACUCUAUAGUUUAUGUUUGUAUUUGAUUUUGACAGUCGAAUUGUAUGCAUACAAUAUAUCAUACCUACAACCCAGACAUGUUAUUGGAAAAAUAUGAAUUGUCUCUAGAUUGCAGUUUGCUCUUUUAGGCAAUGAGUUGUUUUCACACCUACACUCAAAGCAAAGCUCUUGAGAAGCAGUUAACAGAUAUGUGAAAAUAUUUUCUGAGAACUGGACACUUUCUCAUCAAGCAAAUGGCAAAACAUAUGUUUUCCGCAUUGUAUAUCAUAUUUAUAUAUAUCUGUGGUGUAUGAUAGUAUUUGAAGAUUGGAAACAAGGCUGUUAAUGUGGAAGUAAAAAUGUGUGGCCUGUAUUUUUGUCUAGUUAAUAAAUAUUUUAUGCUAUAGGACAACUAUUAACAAAAUAUGCAUAUCAGACUUACCUGAGUUUAGGCUUUGUACUUUGCAUGUAUACAUUUGGCAAAGGGAGUUUUCACUGUUAGGAAAUUGUAUUUUCUGUUUUCAUUUAUGACGUUUCGUGAACAUCAGUUUCCAAGAACUGCCAGCUAAAUUUUUUGAUGAUAAAUUUCAGACUAUUUAUUUGUUAUAUAAAAAUGCAUCCAAAUCUUUCCCCGCAUCUUCAUACUCCAGAAUGCAAUGAAAAGAUCUAUGCUCUUUUGAUGUGCAGAAAACAGCAUCCGUUCAAGCAAUAUUUUGGAGCAUGUAACCGUGCUGAUCAUGAGAUGUUAGCUUGCUUCAGGAGGGAGCUGCGGGAUAGAAGAAAAGCAAACUAUGAAAUGUAUGCAGAAAGAAAGAAAUCAAAAAAGAAAGUAGAUUAUGGCGAAUGGAAUUGGGAUAAAUAACGAAAGAAGUGGAUCUGCAGAUAACAUCAUAGUGGAUUGUUUCACUUGGGAAUUUAAGCUUGGUUUGAUUCUUUCACUGUGUUAACUGAAAAACUCUGUCAACUGCUGUUCAUGGCCCAAUGUACAUUCCGUGGACUGGUAGUUUUGAGUUUGCCUCUUGGCUGGAAUGACUCCAAGAACAUCUUUAAUAUUGUGUUUGAUCUUAAAAUUGCUACAAUGGAGUGGGUAUUUAUAUCACAAGAAAGGUUGACGACAUAAUCUACAGCCCGCCUUAUCUUGUUACCAGUUUUGGGUAAUUAACAGGUCAAUUAGUAACAAUUAAUGCAUGAUUGAUAGAAACCACAAUGAAUAUAUUAUUGGUUAAAUAUUUAAAACACUUUUACAUCUUUAGUAUGCAAAUAUAUUAAUUUGAAUAUG